AUGGACGACUGCGAGCUUAGCCGGCUCCUCGGGCUCUUCGGGGACCGCGUCGCCUUGACGGGGACCGAGCAGGAGCCGCUGCCAGGCAAGACGCUGCCGACCAAGACUCCUGCCCAUCGGGUCUCGUCCUUCCAUGCGGCCGAGCCGAGCCGCUGGUACCGCGAGACGACGCCGGACGAGACGCUUGCGACGCUCCGAGAAUUUGCGACCGCCCUGAGCAAGGAGCAAGACUGGGUGCACAUGCGCAAGCGCAAAUGGGCCGAAGCCAAGGAGACGGCGCCGCCACAUGACGACGCUCCGUCCGGGCCCAGUGUUGACGUCUACUUUGACGAAAUCCAUCCCAGGGAGUGGCCGCAUGUGCCGGGAAAGGACGUGCAGGCGUGGGACCGAUCCCUCGACGCGACGCACGACCUGCAGCUGCAAUGCGCGACCAAGCUCCUUGCGCUUCCACCGGGGGCCCUGCGCUACGAAGCCAUCGACCUCGACGCCUUUAUCACCGACGUCUGCGCGUACAUGACGGCCUGCGGCGUUACGAUGCGCUACCCGUACGAGCCUUUAACGAACGCGCCUCAGACAUGGAGUCGUGCGACGUGGCACGCGAUGCUCGUGCUGCUCGCGCUGGCCGUGCACCUGCAGUCGUCGUCGCUCCUCCAGUUUGUGGCCUGUACGAUGCUCCACCUCGGGUCGUCCUGCGACCUCGUCGCCCUCUCGACAGUCGACGACCGCGAUUUGCUGCAGCAGAUAUUGCGUCCCCUCGCGCACUUUCCAAACAAUGACAGCAACGCGAGCCCGAACCGUGAGUUCCCGCGCCUCGCGCUGCCCGUGCCCCGGUGUCUCGUCGGGUCGUGGUCCAUCGACGCGUCGAUGCUGUCGAUGCGCGAUGCGUUUGCAAGUGACGGGCGGUUCUUGUACAUCUUUUGCCGUGCGGGCUUGCUCAAGGUCGGGACGGGCGCCGGCGACACGCUCCGCAACGUAGUGUAUGCGCGGAACCACGAGUACGUGCGCGGCGCCGACGUCGAGCGCUCGUGGCUGUGCCUCGUGGGCGACCACUUGUACUGCCGCACGAUCACCAUGCCGGGUCUGUGCAUCGACCGCAUCAGUCUCGACCUCGCCCAUAUUGCGCCGCUUUUGCUCUGCGCGGCCAAAGACGGCGUGACGCCAAGCAGCGUCUACGCGCUCGUGUCGCAAGGCGACUACCUCUACGCCAUCACGUGCAAAGACCCGCUGCAGGCGCACAAAUCGCCCAUGCCGCCGACGCUGCACCGGUCCAAGCACGCGAAACGCAAGUCGGAAAAGGCGCUGCAGAUCGUCGACCUCAACCCGAUUGCCGUCGGGAACCGUGUCGUGCGUGGUCCCGACUGGAAGUGGUCCAACCAAGAUGGUGAGCCAGGCAGCGUCGGGACCGUCGAGCGCAUCUCGACGUGGGGCGGCAUCAAAGGCAGCGGGAUCACCGUGCGCUGGGACAAGAACCAACGCAUGAACACGUACCGGUGGGGUGCCGAGAGCUGCUUUGAUAUUCAGAUCGUCGUCGAAGAUGCCGACGGUCGCAUCAUUGCGCACACGCCGCUCGUGCGCCCGAUAACUGACUAUGCGUCGCCGCUGCUCGCGGCGUUGGCGCCGUCGCUGAGUGCCUCGCCGCCGCCGCUCGUCGUCGCGCAGUACGACGUGUCGACGCUCCAGCGCCUCGUCGAUGUGAGUGAAGCCGAAAUAUGGUGUCGAUGA
Molecule: messenger RNA, 1722 nt
Organism: Saprolegnia parasitica CBS 223.65
Lineage: Eukaryota; Oomycota; Saprolegniomycetes; Saprolegniales; Saprolegniaceae
Exons: 2
Coding region: 1-1722 (573 amino acids)
Biological process (GO): protein ubiquitination
Molecular function (GO): ubiquitin-protein transferase activity; metal ion binding
Source: RefSeq, a predicted model, not a curated record